CACAAAAACUUUUCUCUCAUUUUCUGUUUGAAUUCUCAUUUUUACUUCGCUCACUUAUAAUAUUUUCUAAUGAAAUGUCACCUCCAAACAACAAUGACAAUAACAUAGCUACCCAACAGCAGCAGGAGGGAGUCUGUACGUGGGACGCACAUUCCCGAGUGCCUUGUCUGCUCGCCGCCAGCCAAAGGUCGCGCUCAACGGAAGUGCUCCAAUAAUGGCCCAUCAGAACGGUUCUCAACAUGCACUUCGGGAAACAAUAACAGCAUUAUCAGCAGCAACGCAGCAUCAUUCACAAGCUACAGUUUCUAUAUCCAACACAGUUAGCAACAGCAGGGAGACAAUAUACAAUACCCAGUUCUGGACUGCUGCUGGGUCGCCAUUGUCGCUACAGCCGCAGCCAGAUUUUGCUCACCCUGCGAGCCCCGGUUCUGGCUCUGUUGAUUGUGGCCAAAUGUAUCGAGCGAAUCAGCAGAUGUGCAGUCGAAAAAUCAAUGCGCAGCAAGUAUACGCGCCUUUGAUGGGCGCAAAUGGUGAAUGCGCGAGUGGCGACAGAGCCGUGGAUGCCAUGCAUUAUUCUUCACCUCUUGCUUCUCCAGAAACAAUAUCAGCACACAUAUUAACACAAAAAUGCCAGCAGAAAGCACACAGGCAGCGGCAGGAUUUAUUGCGCAUUUUCAGUACCAGUUUCAGCCAGAAUGGCCGACGACAACACACACAAGAUUUUGUGGGCACUAGCCGAGUCGCACUUUCGACAGGCCCAACAGCGGGUGCACGCAGCAGCGGCUGCAAUGGUAAACUGCAAAACGCGCAUGAUUCCGACGACUGGCAGAGCAGCGUAGUAGCCGGGGUGUCCUGUCUAUACAGCGUUCUUCGGUUGUGCUCGUCGUCCCGAGGACCAUCCAAGUCUGGCUCUCCAGCGAUGAUGCUUGGACCCGAUGUCGAGGCCAAAACGCGGUUGCGGAUAGCACAGGCGCUGGGCCAGUGGUGCAGCGAAUCGAGCGGCAACCAGGAGCAGGGGGAAGAGGACAACGAGGAGGAGGCUCAGCUGGUGCGGGCGAUCAUGGUGGUCCCCAAGGCCGAUGCAUAUGUCGACACAAGGUACGCCAUUAUUGCUACGCACUGCCGUCUAUUCUUGCGUCGCGGCGAGCACAGGUGGGCAGAGCAGAAGCUCAAGUCUGCGGCUGUUGACGCCCAACAGAGAUCACUAUAUCACUGGGUGCACUACUUUGCACUCGAGCUAGCGCACCUAUAUGUGGCUAGCAACAACGUCCGCAGUGCGCUUGAGGUUCUGCAGCAGUCGCUCAAGCAGGCACAACAGGGGAGCGAUAGGGCCAGCGAAGCCGUGGUUGGCGUGCAGCUGCUCGGGCUACUCAUACAGGAGCGCAGCUGGGCAGACGCAUUUGCCUUGGCCAAAGACCUUGCCGCACCAAUGUUUGAUUCCGCUCUGGUCGCAUUGCCGCAGGUGAGGGCUCGGUUUUGGUCACUGCAGGCGGCUGGCAGUGCUAUGUUGGGUCACCACCAGGGGGCGCAAGAGGCCUGCGACAGCGCACGCCAGUGCCUGAAGGAAUGGCAGGCGCUGUUUGCCAAGGCGCUGACCAAAAAGUGCGUUUCCGACGGAGGAUCUUCAUUUGUUAUCUCGGGCACUCGCUAUGGCUCUGUUCUGCGUGUCCGCGGAUGGAGCUACUACGAGGCGCACGCGUGGGUGAUGCUAGUGUCAGCGCACGCAACGCGCGGCGACAACGCACACGAGAAGCGACCGGGUUCCUGCGCCUCGCGUUGGAGGGCAUUAAGCGGGGAGAGACCGACGGGUUUAGCUACCAAUUGAAGACAACCAAGCUUCUUGUACUGUUGCAUGUUGUCGACAAGGCGCUGGUGACUUUGCAGCUUUCUGAGGCCAAGUUGGCGCUGGACCA
This is a messenger RNA of Kickxella alabastrina, 1913 nucleotides long. RefSeq lists its product as uncharacterized. Bases 215 to 1825 code for a protein of 536 amino acids. Gene Ontology annotation, cellular component: chromatin; SMC loading complex. NCBI's taxonomy places the organism in Eukaryota, Fungi, Kickxellomycota, Kickxellomycetes, Kickxellales, Kickxellaceae. The record is from RefSeq and is a predicted model, not a curated record. Gene Ontology annotation, biological process: maintenance of mitotic sister chromatid cohesion; mitotic sister chromatid cohesion. Gene Ontology annotation, molecular function: double-stranded DNA binding. The transcript has a single exon.